AAAUGGAUGCAGUCUAAUAGUAAAUAUGAUUGGAUAUUCACUGAACAACCCACCUCCCCUCUUCUUUGAAUAUUCAAGAACCUUGAGUUAAUUGUGCCUUUUGCUUUACAAAAAAAAAAAUAUUUUUUAUUUCCCUUUAAAGAUUUCCUUUAUAAAGAUUUCUUUUGACAGCUGGUGAUGGUAAACAGGCAUAUAAAUUCAGAGAAAUUAUGACCUUAUUUAGAUUGCUAGAUAGGUUGAGAAGAUGGAGAAUUUAAUCCUGAUCAUCCUACCAUGAAAAAGAAUAAAAUAAAUGAACUUACAUUUACAGUUUAAGUUUAAGUUUAAAUCUUGUUACUUUUUAGUUUUUACCAGUGUUUUUUUGUCCAACUUCCAAAAGGCAGAUAAUAUGGAGCCAUCUUCCAAACUAUAUGGAGAUGGAACAGAAGAAUGUCAGAGCAGUGAAUCUGGGUGGACAAUGUACAUUGGUUCUUCUUCUAUGGAUGAUGAUGAUGAUCAUCAUCAUCAUCAUGGUGGCACUGGUGGUGGUGGAAGGAAGAAGGGUGUAAAAGUGAAGGAUGAAGAUGAAGAUACAGAUGAUUCAAUGGCUUCUGAUGCUUCUUCUGGUCCAAGUCAUCUACACCUGCAACAACCAUGGGAGGUACAAGAAGAUGAUAACAAUAAAAAUCAAGAAAAGCACAAGUCUUCAAGCAAGAAGAAUAAGAAAACAUCAGGGAAGAAGAAAGUUGGGUAUGAUCAAGAAACAAGAAAGAAAGAUGAGAGUGAUCAAAAGAGAGGUCAUGUGAUUACUACUGUUCAAAGUGGCAAUCGGACUUGGUUCUCCGGUAAACGAAAGUAAAAGAAACGCGGUUGUGGGCAGCGGCGAGUGGCGGUAGGCGGAGGGGUAUUGGUGGUGGUGGUGGGUGGUGGUAACCACCGGCAGGUAGCUAGUUAAAGCUUUUGACAUGAAGUUGUUCUAGAAAGAAUUGUUAAAUACUAGGAAUCAUACUGUUAUUUUUUGUGUGUAUGGUUUCUGUAAAUCUAAUUAAAGAUCCAUCAUAUGUUUAAAUCCAUGUUAUGUUUCUUCUUC
Messenger RNA from Helianthus annuus (common sunflower), 1069 nucleotides. Its product is annotated as protein SOB FIVE-LIKE 3. Gene Ontology annotation, biological process: cytokinin biosynthetic process. The transcript is spliced from 2 exons. The record is from RefSeq and is a predicted model, not a curated record. The coding region runs from base 293 to 838 and encodes 181 amino acids. Lineage: Eukaryota; Viridiplantae; Streptophyta; Magnoliopsida; Asterales; Asteraceae.